Molecule: messenger RNA, 1080 nt
Organism: Dentiscutata erythropus
Lineage: Eukaryota; Fungi; Glomeromycota; Glomeromycetes; Diversisporales; Gigasporaceae
Source: the annotation of a GenBank genome assembly
AUGGAAAAUCAAGCUCUUUAUCCUUUACAACAACACUUCGUUCAACAAUCUACAUCUCACAUCGAUAAUAAUAAUAUUGAUUUAUAUGAUUUAAAUGCUGUUCAAACGAACGCUAAUAGAAUGUUGUGUCCUCCUGUCUAUGAUAAUCAUGUCAUUAUGAACGAACAAUGCCUUUUCCCACAACAGUUUGAUCAAGUUGGACAACCACUUGUUGGGAUGAUACCAUACCCUCAUCCCAUACUUACGGAUACUUCCGCUUUCGAAAUGGAUCAAAUGGAUCUCAAGCCUAUGCUUACACCACCUGAUAAACCGUACCCUGUUUUCCCGCCUCAUCCGUCUCCUCCCACGCAAUAUUUAAUCGAUGACAGAAUGUAUGGAUGUGUUGAUAGAUCUAUGGUGUCAAAUAAUUCACAUGUUGUUAUGAAUUCUACUGAAGAAAUUAAACAAGUUCCUUCUCCUCCGACCUCGCCUCAACCCGUUCCUCAACCUCCUACUGAGACAUCGAAAAAACAGGUACAAAAGGAAGAGUGUAAACCUGAAAAAACUGAACCAAUCGGAAAAAGCGAAAAAUCUGUUUCAACCGAAAAAGUCGAUGAAGGAUUACCUAUUUCGAUCAAUCCGAAACAGAAAAAUCGAAUCCUUAAGCGAAGAGUCGCCCGUGGUCGCUUUUUGAACACAAACGAUACCGUAAACGCAAGGCGUCAACCCUUCGAAAAUUACAAUACUUUUACACGUGAUCUUUCCGAAUACUUUCACCCAAAUACUCAUUUUCUAUUUCCGAUUGGGUCGAAUCCCGUGCCAGAUGUGAAUUCUUGGGGCGUAACAACUGAAUUAACAAACCUUGAUAGUACGUGUCGUAUGAACGUAUAUUUUGACGGAAACAACGUCAACGCCCCAACGACAAGUGCUAUUAGUCCUUUUGUCACUGCUACACCGACAUCCACGACAUCACCGAUUCAGGUCCAAAACGUUUAUGAGACAAGCAACAACGAAUAUAAUUUACCUCAAUCGCAAAUGUUGCAAUUAAGUUAUCCACCGUCGUUCGCUACCAACAACAUUGGUUGGGAUUACCCCAACUAA